GCGGUUCGGGGGGAUUUUUUUAACUCCACAACAAUGAGUGAAUCACUGGUAGUGUGUGAAGUGGAUGAAGAUCUGGUUAAAAAGCUGAGGGAGUUUCGUUUCCGGAAGGAGACCAACAAUGCAGCGAUCAUCAUGAAGAUUGAUAAAGACAAGCAGCUGGUUAUUCUGGAGGAAGAGCAUAAGGAUAUUUCUCCUGAUGAUCUAAAGGACGAGCUGCCAGAGAGACAGCCAAGAUUUAUCGUCUACAGUUAUAAGUACGAACAUGACGACGGGCGUGUGUCUUAUCCCCUCUGCUUCAUCUUCUCCAGCCCCGUGGGUUGCAGACCAGAGCAGCAGAUGAUGUACGCAGGAAGCAAAAACAAGCUGGUGCAGACUGUCGAACUGACCAAGGUGUUUGAGAUCAGAAACACAGAGGACCUCACAGAGGAAUGGCUUAGAGAGAAACUUGGGUUCUUUCGCUAAACCCAUCACCUCCUCCAGGGGUCUGGGAUACGAGGAGAAUCCUGAUUGCACAACUCGUGACAUCUCUUGGAGACAACACACCACAGUUAACCUUUCCCUCCUCCCUGCAUCAGACCUGAUUUAAAUAGUGUUUGCAGUCGUCUGUUUUAGGCCUGCUCGGUGGCGUUUAACGCUCAUUACAACUCAUAAGAUGCCAGAAGGUGCACACAAUUACAAGAGUUUGAAUGCUUCUCUGUGACUGCCAACAUUUCUGGCACUUACUAAACUUCACCGAUCUGGCAGCCUAAAACUGACCCUACUGUUUGAAGCAGGUCUGUUAUUGUCUCCAUACAAUCUCUCCAUAUUCCUCUUAUGUGUCUGUUUUGAAUUAACGAGGGCUGCCCCCAUUAGUCAACCAAAGACUCAAGUCAUGAUUAAUUGACACUGACACUGAGUUAUUUGUGCCAGAUAUUAUUGUUGUUUACACAGCUACUCCCUGAGCUCUUUGGCUGAUAGUUGCAUAUUAUGAACAGGAAAUCUAAAGGGUGGGAUUACUUUGAGAUAAAGGAUAAGUGUUAUUACUGUGCUAUCACUUUUCUUUCUCAGCCCUCCCUCCUAAAAUACACAUUUAAAUACCUAAAUUAAUAUGACAAACAUAUAAUUGCAACUUCUACUCGACUAAGAAAGUCUUUGUUUGUCGGGGCAGCCCUAGAAUUAAUGUUCUCAUUCCUCUUCAAGUGCAGAAAUUGACCAUUUCUACAAUUCAAAAGAAAUUGAACACUUUUUAACAACACUUUCUGUUUCUUCUAGAUGUUUACACGCAGAACCUCCUAAGUUUUACCGUUUUAUGUUCAUUAGAUUUUAAUAAUCUGAGAGUCUUUUUUUUUUUUAAAUAUUUAGUUAUUUCUGGUGUCUCUAGGGUUAGCUAAGUAUAUACUUUAUAUUCAUUUCAUUUCUUUUAUUGUGAAAGACAAACUUCCUGCCAGAACCUCGGAACAAUCAUAGCUACAAUUCAGUUUUGUUUUAUUCCGUCUCUCCUUUAAUCGAGGGCAUUUCAGUUAUAAUUUACAGUAACACUAAUACAUCUAUCUAUAUGAUAUGUUUUGCACCUUCUCCUGUGCACAAGAACACAAGCUGGCAGAAGCCCUUGAGUGGUGCUUAUUUAGCUGCAGAUGUAACCCUGUUAGUCUGUCAUCAGUUUUUUAAAAAUCUCUGUUUAGAGGAGAGAAAAAAAACAGUGUGAAUUGUGGGUAAUGCAUUUGACCUGCAUGUUUAUUACAAGAAUCCAACACUCCAGGAAAACAAUAUUUUCCACUGAAACAUUCCAGAUGUGAACAGUUACACACAAAAACCUCUGUCUCUAGCGACCAUGACAGUGAUGAUUACACUGCAUUACACAGGGUGGUAGUUCCCGCCCUCAUUUUAAUCUACUGGGCGACUCUGUUUAAAUGGGUUACUGUGUCUUUAGGGUGAUUGUUAGCUCCUAUCGUGCAUUAUAGCUCUUACUGUUAUUGGUGUUUAUGAAUGUCGUGCUUAAAUCCGUAUGUAAAGCCACGUGAAUUGCUUCAUGGUUGUCGCAGCCUUGAGAAUGACGGCUGCGAUUUCUCCAAACGCCAGAUGUGCCAGAAUUGGCAGGUAAAUGACAGCAUCUGGCCGAUUUACAUUCUCCAUGCAGACGCAGGAUUUGACCGGUGUAGCUUUUUUUUUUUUGAAAGGCUGAUAUUUAUGUAUUGAAUGUGCCAGCAGCUCAUUUUUGUGCCAAUGUCUAAUAUCCUCAGCUCAGCUCAGUCUGUAGUUUUUGUUUACCCAGUUUUUCUUAGCUUUGAGCAUUUUUAAAAUACAUUGUGCUGGAGCACACAGCUCAGACACUUUACAAACGGAUGUAUUUGGCUUUUCAUGCCCCAAAGGGACAGCAUUUUUUCCUGGCUUUUGGUUCCCAGCUGAAUAUUGUCAGUAUUUAAGCCAGUGCAGCACACUACCCAAAGGAUUAGUAGCAGCAUGACCAGCCCCAGAUAGUUAGAGCUGUAUAAGAAUGUACUAUGCAUGUAUUGCAGAUAAUACAGACUGGUUUUAUUGUGAUAAAACAGGAGUAACCUCAGUAGUAAGUGACCCGAGUAGCAGACUUCUUUUUUUUUUUAUAAUACUACACAUGUCCACUUUUACCCUGAAUUAUAUUGCUGAAUUAAAGCCCAGAAAUUCUCCAGAUAGUGCAUGAUAUUAUAUUGCUAUGGCUACCAUACCAAGGCCAUGCUGCAAGGCCAAAACCUGUUUUUCUCUGAUGGCGUCUUUGCCCUCAUAAACAACAGAAACUCUCCCAGAGAUCUGGCUCAAAGAUGUUUUCAUACAAUCAAACUGCUCCACGUGCAUCAUUCGUAAGGGCGGGGUUUUAUCCAACAGGAGCAAAGGGGACAUAAGUGUAAUCACUUGUUUUAAUGUCUACUAAUAGCAGAAAAACACAAAUCCACUAGAUUAAAUGACCUUUAUAUGACCUGAAAAACCCUUCAGAAAGUCUGUAAAUUCAGGAAUAUGCACAGCUUGAAAUGAACACUGUUUAUUCAAUGCAAUUGAAAUGUGCAAUGUACUGGGUUAGAUGUGAAUAUAUUUAUCUUUCUAAAUUCUAAAGACCUCUAAAAUGUGGAGAGCUACUGUAGAAGAAGUGUAUGCUUUAAAGUAAGUAAGCCUUACAGAAGGCUUUACCGAUGCUUUCUGAACAGCUACACCAAGUCUCUGACAUCGUUUAUUUGCACAUGAACGCUAUAAAAGGUUUGCAUCACAGUCGUCAGGUGUGAUAUCUGAAGUGUGUCCAAACUGACAUUCAUUUCUCUAAAAGAAAGCCUCUGCUGUUGCUAUUUUAAAUGGGAUGUAUAAGAAACUGUCCAUUCAUCAUGUAUCAAACUCAGUCUCCCUGAUGUAAGGUCCAGUUAACGAAGAGCCCCCUUUGGUUUUGAGCCAUGUAUCUGGUUAUGUCCUGUGGAUCUCUAACAGCUUUUUAUCUUUAUGUGGUGAACGCAUAUAGUUUUUGGCCUCUAGUGGUUUUUUUUGUUUUUUUACUUUAACCUGCAAUUGUGUUGUCAGCGCUCGGUGUCCUCUGAUUAAAUGCCUAUUCUAUUUUCUUUCCUUUUUACUAAAAAAAACCACCUGAAACAUCUGUCAUAACCAGCGGCCUCGUGGCAUCAGUGAAACUUGAGAUAUUUGUAUUUUCCCAUACUUUAUAAAAGUGUCUUGUCCUGUUGUCCAAAUAAAAUGACAGUGAUGUUUA
This is a messenger RNA of Neolamprologus brichardi, 3700 nucleotides long. The record is from RefSeq and is a predicted model, not a curated record. NCBI's taxonomy places the organism in Eukaryota, Metazoa, Chordata, Actinopteri, Cichliformes, Cichlidae.